Sporothrix brasiliensis 5110 is the source of this 1965-nucleotide messenger RNA. RefSeq names its product splicing factor 1. The coding region runs from base 1 to 1965 and encodes 654 amino acids. The transcript is spliced from 4 exons. Gene Ontology annotation, biological process: regulation of mRNA splicing, via spliceosome. Gene Ontology annotation, molecular function: mRNA binding; zinc ion binding. Gene Ontology annotation, cellular component: nucleus. Lineage: Eukaryota; Fungi; Ascomycota; Sordariomycetes; Ophiostomatales; Ophiostomataceae. The record is from RefSeq and is a predicted model, not a curated record.
AUGUCUUGGAGAAAUCAGGGCAUCACCGGCUCGAACAACAUUCCGCUCGGGAAAGUGCGUCGCUUUGGAGGCGACUCUGAGCCCAGCAGCAACGGCGGCGGCGGCGACUACGAUCGCGGCGACCGUCAUGACCGCAGCGACUAUCGUAGUGACCGGGGCGACCGUGAUGACCGCGACCGCAAUGGUGGAGGCUACGACCGGGAUCGCGAUCUGAAGCGCGGGCGUAGCCCAGAGCCCCGUGGACCGCCGGCAACCGAUGGCGGCCUUGAUGGCGGCGUCCGUCGCCGCAAGAAGCGCAACCGGUGGGGCGAAGCGUCCGACAACAAGGCGGCUGGUCUCAUGGGUCUGCCCACGGCGAUCCUGGCCAACAUGACCAGCGAACAGCUUGAGGCGUACACGUUGCACUUGCGCAUCGAGGAGAUCACGCAGAAGCUCAAGAUCGACGACGUCGUCCCAGCCGAUGGCGACCGCUCGCCAUCGCCCGCACCCCAGUACGACAACCACGGCCGGCGUAUCAACACGCGGGAGUACCGCUACAGAAAAAAGCUGGAGGAGGAGCGCCACAAGCUAGUUGAGAAGGCCAUUAAGACCUUCCCCAACUACCAUCCGCCCCAGGACUAUCGCCGGCCGACCAAGACCCAGGAGAAGGUCUACGUGCCCGUCAACGACUACCCUGAAAUUAAUUUUAAAUCUGGCGCCAAGAUUGCCAUUCGCGGCAAGGGUUCCGUCAAAGAAGGCAAAGGCCGCUCUGAUGCCGCACACUCCAGCAACCAGGAAGAAGAUCUUCACUGUCUGAUCAUGGCAGACACUGAGGAGAAGGUGGAAAAGGCCAAGCGCCUGAUCCAUAAUGUGAUCGAAACUGUAUGCGCCCACUACGAACGCCUCAAGCAGCUGAUCCAGCAGCUGUUCCCCCAUGCGACUCCCCGAGCUAACAGGUUUCUUCUCCAACAGGCCGCUUCCAUUCCCGAAGGGCAGAAUGAGCUCAAGCGCAACCAGCUGCGUGAGCUGGCUGCCCUCAACGGUACCCUCCGCGACGACGAGAACCAGGCCUGCCAGAACUGCGGUCAGAUCGGCCACCGCAAGUACGACUGCCCAGAAAAGCAGAACUACACUGCCAACAUCAUCUGCCGUGUCUGUGGCAACGCAGGCCACAUGGCUCGCGACUGUCCUGACAGACAAAGAGGCGCCAACUGGCGGAACGAUGGACCCGUGCGGUCCUCGGCUGGUCGUCUGGGUCCCUCGGGCAGUGGCGAUGCGGUGGACCGCGAGUACGAGCAACUCAUGCAAGAACUCGGUGGUGGCUCUGGCCCGCCGCUGCGCAUCGAAGCUGGUCCUGGUGGUCCCUCUGGCCCCGGUGGUGGCAAUAGCGAGCCCAAGCCGUGGCAACGUGGCCCGACAGGAGGACCUGCGCCCUGGCGGCGUGCUAACAACGACCGUGAUAACGACGGUCCUCCCAAAGAUGCUCCAGGUGGUCCCUCGGGCGGUCCCGCACCCUGGGCGCGUGAUCGUAACUAUCGCAACAACGACAGCUACAACGGUGGUGGAGGUGGUUACGACAAUGGUGGUGGUGACUUCUACAACGCUGGCAGUGGCGCCCAUGGUGGCUACAAUGGGCAAAAUGGGACAGCCGCACCCCCAGCCCCGCCGGGCAUGGCCCCAUGGCACCAAGCGCCUGGCGCGCAGGCAAUUCCGCCUCCGCCGUCGUACCAUGGCUCUCCGGGCUACGGAGCGCCGCCAGGCAUGGGCGGAGCGCCUCCCGGUCUUCACCCGCCCCCGCCCCCUCCUGGUGCCGGUGCCGGUGCUGGUCUGGGUGCGCCCCCGGGCAUGGACUCUGGUCUCAGCGCUCUGAUCCAGCAGUACUCUGGUGCGGUGCAACCUCCACCGCCGCCGCCGCCUCCGGGUGAUGCGCCUCCCCCUCCGCCGCCAAGCGACCAGCCGCCUCCACCUCCACCUCCGGGAGCGUAA